This is a messenger RNA of Fonsecaea nubica, 1104 nucleotides long. RefSeq lists its product as hypothetical. Gene Ontology annotation, biological process: positive regulation of mating-type specific transcription, DNA-templated. Gene Ontology annotation, molecular function: DNA binding, bending. The coding region runs from base 1 to 1104 and encodes 367 amino acids. The record is from RefSeq and is a predicted model, not a curated record. Gene Ontology annotation, cellular component: nucleus. The transcript is spliced from 3 exons. NCBI's taxonomy places the organism in Eukaryota, Fungi, Ascomycota, Eurotiomycetes, Chaetothyriales, Herpotrichiellaceae.
AUGGCUACUCAAAGCAAGAUGGUUGCAGACGAGAAUUCAAUCCCAGCUGCACUUCAUGACUUCUUUCGUUCACUCGCACCACAGCAACUGAGCUCAAUCACCGAAGCUAUUGCAGCUGUCGUCCCGGCGCGCUCGACAAGCGAGAGGCGCAGGUCCUUCGUAGCGCGCAACAGACGGGGUAUGACUACCAAGCGUCCUCUGAAUGGCUUCAUCGCAUAUCGAGCAUACUAUAGCCCGGUGUUCAAGGGUGCAACCCAAAAAGCGAAAAGCGGCUUCAUCAGGACUAUGUGGGGAGAAGACAAGAAGAGAUCGAUGUGGACUUUGUUGGGAAAAGCAUACUCCGACAUGAGAGACCACCAUAUGGAGGCCAUCACAGUGGACAGGUUUCUGGCAGUUGCUGUUCCAUUGCUUCCGAUCGUCCCCAUCGAUCUGUACCUCACUAAGAUGGGCUGGAUACUCACCGUCGACGCCAGUGGUGAAUCAGUCCUGAUGCGAUCUGCAAAAUUCAAUCCGGAACUGUUGGCUGCAGAGUAUCCUCAUCACACCAACUUGUCAGAACAAGAUAUCGUGGAAAACUGCUACCGCCGCGGCCUGGUCGACCGUGGUCGUCGUCAGCGAACACGCCAACACCCAUUGCGUGAUGCGCUGGUUCAAAAUGGCAUGAUGACAGACACAGACGUCGGAGCGACGGGCGGCAGUGCUGUUUCUCACGACACACCUCCCCACUGUGGUGCCUUGACUCUUGCAGUUGUUCCUCAGACGGUUACUUCACCUUCCUCGGCCGAAAGCGUGAGCAGCAGCCCAGUCAGCCAUACUCAAGAGCAGCAGUUGCCGACGUCUGCUAGCAGUUCUGCCACCACUCCCAGUCUUGUCGUCAACAAUGACAAUGAAUAUCAUCAUACAAAUCUCGACUACCUUACAAUUGAGGCUGUUACUGCCGACCAGCAAUCUGCAUAUGCUCGAACCAACGGAGCUGGUCUGGCUGCGCUUCACUUCCAUCCUCAAAUUUCCCCCCCAAUCUUGGGAUUUGAUCCCCGUAUCGUCCAAGAUGACUUUGACCCCUUCAAUCUGGACCUCUUCGGGUUUGACUUCAACCAUAUGUGA